GAGUCUCACUGGAGAAUGGACUUUGGGACAUCGUCCCAGACCCUCCCCGCCCCUUUGCACUGCCCUUUAAUCCCCCCACCCCCUGGUCCCCAGGGGGCUGGGUCACUCUGGACCUUGCUACUUCCUGCUCCUGGCAGCCACUGCUCAGAAACUAUGGAGCUGUGGAGGCAGCUGAGGCAGGCUGGACUGGUGCCCCCUGGGCUGGGCCCACCGCCCAGGGCCCUGAGGGGGAUUCCUCCAGGAAGGGGAGCUGGCCAGAGCCUCAUGUCCCCAGGGGCAGACACUAAAGAUGCCAGGGAGAGUCUGCUGUGCAUCUGGGAGGAGCUGGAGAACCUCCGCAGAGUGGAUGUCCAGCUGCUUGGCCAGCUGUGCAGCUUGGGGCUGGAGAUAGGGGCGCUGCGGGAAGAACUGGUUGCCUUCCUGGAAGAGGAAGAGGAGAUCAUUGAGGAAGAGAAGGAAGAUGAAGAGCUGGAGGGGACGCAGGAGGAAGGACACCUGGGGGGCUCCUGCCCAGCCCCAUGUCUCCGCCUCCCAGACUUUGAGAUGACUAUCUGACGUCCUGCUAGUGUCCUUCCCAUUGGCACACGAAUGAGGUUCAAAUGUAUGCAAAGAAACGGGGCGUUUGCAGGUCAGAUAAACCUGCAAAUGUUGAUUUGGAAUCCACAUGUGUUCUUGAGCAACUGCUUUCUCUGAAGUUGUCUGUGAGGAGGUUCAGGGCUUGGCCUGUGAGCUUUGGGUGUGUUUGAAGAUGAAGUGGAAAGUUUGCAGAGAAACAAGGUGUGUGUGCGGAUGAGCGGCAGGAGUGUUGGCAGGGGAGGUGUGGGUCUUUUCAAAUGGAGUGGAGCUGCUUGCAGAUGAGGUUUUAGAUCAAGGCCAUCCGUUGGCUGCACUGAGCACUUGAAAUCGACUAGCCCUAAUUGAGGAGCACUGUAAGUGUAACAUACACGCUGAAUGCUGAAUUUCAAAGGCUUAGUACAAUAACAAGAAUACAAACCACUUCAAUAAUCUUAAGAAAUUAAUUACAUGUUGAAAUGAUAAUAUUUUGCGUAUAUUGAGAUACAUAAAAAUAUUACUAAAAUUCGUUUCACUUGUUUAAGAUUUUUUUAUUGUGGUAAAAUAUAC
Messenger RNA from Rhinolophus ferrumequinum (greater horseshoe bat), 1122 nucleotides. It is a transcript of the gene ERICH4, whose product is annotated as glutamate rich 4. The record is from RefSeq and is a predicted model, not a curated record. Lineage: Eukaryota; Metazoa; Chordata; Mammalia; Chiroptera; Rhinolophidae.